AUGAAUUUCAAAACGUGGCUCAAGCCUUCGUCGGUGGUGAGUAAAAGCUCCAUCAUGACCAUGGUGGAAGGCUUCACCUCCAAGUACAAGUUGAAUUUAUAUGAGAGUUCGGUUUGUUCCUUUCUCAAAUUCAUACACAAGGAAGAUGAAGACAACAAUGAGAAUUUUGAGCAAUGGCUCAAAGACAAGUAUGGCGAUGUCAUGCUCGUGAACUUUACAAGACAAUACUUUUCGAAUCCGAAUGAUAUUACUGGAGCCACAGAGAGUGCAAACAUUACCGAGAUUGCUACUCUCUCCUCCAUCUCACAUUUCGAAAGAAUUACCUAUCUUUUCGAAAUGUGUAAAACCAUGUAUAACUUUAUUACCAAGACGACAAAACAAGGAGUGAUUGUGGUCGUGGCUAACGCUCAAUAUACUUGUUUUGCCUUGCUUUUAAUCUCUUCUUUCCUAACUUAUAUUGAAGACAAUGAAUUUAGAUCCAAGAGAAUGUACAGAACCACACUAGAGGCCUAUUACGAAUUGAAGAAAUUUGUGACAGAGAAACCGAUUUCCAAAGUCAUUGGAUCUUUCUUUACGAAACAACAAUUGGACACUUUGACUAUCUAUGAGCCAAGUGUUGUUCGUUAUUGUAAAUUCUUUAAUUAUUUAACCAAAGUUUCACUUCCUGAGGUAGAAAUGAUGUCUCUCGAAAGUAUUUCUCUUUCCACACUUGAUGUUUUCAAAAAGGAUGCCAACAGAAAAUUGACACGACCAGCUCAAGAAGAGCUUCUUUCCUUCUCAGAUCCAUUUAACCCUUCCAAUAUUUAUUUUGUGAUCAAACAAAACAACCAAAUUAUUUAUUCCACUUAUGGCAUGCAAGCCGAGUACAUUUCCAAUCCUUCCAAGAAGCAAUUAGAAGGACCUCACUAUCAAUUCACCAUUCAGAAGAACGCUUGCAAACUCAUUGGCGAUUUCAUCUUGUUUGGUUAUCAAAUGGAUGAACUAGGUGCAAUUCAACAACUCUUCAGAUAUACUUACAAUACUCUCUUUUUAUGCACACAAGAUAAUGGUAACAUUUUGACACUCGAGAAGAAUAGACUCGACUGGGCUCAUUCCAACAAUGAAAUUGUAGAUUCUUUGAAACUUCAACUUCGUUUUUCAUAUUACAAAUCUGAUGAAGAAAAGGUGAAUAGUUACAAGAUGGAAUUAGAUUCUACUGUGAAGAGUUGUCCCUAUUAUUUGAAAGGAAAUAAGGUAGCCAUUCGACUUGCACAUGUGACCAAUCAAACACAUCGAAGAAAUAUGAAGAGUCUUUUGAACGAACUCGAAGUUUUCUCACUCAAUAAGGAAACACUCUUAAAGAAGGUUGACACAAAGUCUCCACACAAGAGAAGUUUCUACGAGGUGGAUAUGGACAACAACUUGUCAAACAUUUUUGAUGACUUGUGCAUUAGUACCAAUAAUACAAGCUCUCAUCAUAACAACUUGUUUAUUAACACCACCAAAUUAACACCACUGCGACCCUCCUCUCGAAUUGCAACACCUGAUACAAGUGCUAAAAAGAAGAUGCUUCUUUCACCCGUCACUCGCCGUGGAAGUGGCAAGAAAGGAACAACACCCUCUUCAAAACGAUUGCUCUCUCCACUGGUCAAAGAACAACAAUUACUUCAUUUCACACCUCCUUCACAGCAACCAGCAAAUAACAGCAAUAAGGAGAAUGAAAAUAAUGGAAAUCUCUUGUUAGAUUUUAGUGAUCCUGUCUUUGAUGAAUUAUUGAUGAAAUCGAACAAUGUUCCUCCACCACCUCCUCUUCCAUUCACAAAGCCAUCAGCAUCAAAUAUUCCUCCACCACCACCAAUGAUGGGAAAUAUUCCUCCACCUCCACCAGUGUUGAAGUCUAUCGACAUGAAUAUUCCACCUCCACCACCUGGAAUGUUUAUUCCACAAAAGAAGAAUUCCACUUCCACUUUUAUUCAAAAGGAAGAAGAUAAUAAUAUCAAAAAGUUGCAUUGGCAACCAAUUAAGGUUAUUAAUGCCAACUCUGUUUGGUCAAACACAAGUAUCGAUGAGAUUAAGCUUGAUUUGAGUGAUUUCCAAAAGAUGUUUGCAAAAGAAGAUGCCACAACCACUUCAACAAAGUUAGCACCAAAAACUCCUUCUGCCGCCCAGAAUGUGACAUCUUCUGUGUUGGAUAUGGGAACUAACAGAAAUGUUGAAAUUAUUUUGAACAGUCUCAAGACAUUGACCAAUCAACAAAUUAUGGAAUUGAUCAAUAUUUUGGAUACGAGCGUUCUCACAGCUCAACACGUUGAAAACUUGAAGCGUCUAUGCACGGUUGCGUUCAGUUUGGCGAGCAAGAAGAAGGAACUCGAAUCAAAAAGUGAAUUGUUGAGAACCGAACAAUUUUUACUUGAUUUGUUAAAUGUCAAGAAUGUUGAAGCUAAACUGAAUGUCAUUGGCUACAUGCACAAUUUAGAUUCAUUUGUGGACUCUCUCACAACAAAGAUUAAGAGAAAACAAGAAGCUAUUAGAGUUGUUCGUACCUCUACUUCCUUUGCUAAAGUUCUCAAAUAUGUUCUCACCGUUGGAAACUACAUGAACAGAGGAAAGAAGCAAUUAGAAGCCAAUGGUUUCCAUAUUUCUAUUCUUCCAAAAUUAGUUGACACCAAAUCUACUGCUGCUAAGGAUGUCACACUCAUGCAUUAUUUGGUUGGCCUUUUAGAAAAGGACGACUUGGAUGUUUAUAGUUUUGAGAAGGAGUUGGAAAAUUGUGGAGCAUGUACUUUUGGUGUGUCAAUAACUAUCGAAGCAAUUGAUACUUUAUUUAGAGAGUACAAACAAAUUCAUAACCAAAUCAAUUAUCUUCACGAAGCAUGUACCUCUGAUGAAAGAGAAUUAUAUCGAACUCGAUUGCACACAUUCCACGCAAAUUGUUCUCCACUUUUGGCCACAGUGUCUCAAAUGUAUGAAAGUUUAAAGCAUAAGUAUUUGGAAUGUUGUGAAUAUUUCCACUUUACUCCAAGCAACAAAGUUGUAAAGACUGAAGAAGAUGAAUUCUUUUCAUACAUUAAGGAGUUUACGACUCAUUACAAGAAAGCCAAGAAGGACAUCGAACAAAAAAAGAUGAUGGAAACGAAAGCAGCUCUCCAACAAACAAAUUCCUUAGCUCAAACCAUCAAGAAGAGAAAGAUGGGUGGUGAAUCAACAACAAUGAACAAUGAGCAAGAAGUUGUGUAA
Naegleria fowleri is the source of this 3216-nucleotide messenger RNA. RefSeq lists its product as uncharacterized. The transcript has 2 exons. The coding region runs from base 1 to 3216 and encodes 1071 amino acids. The record is from RefSeq and is a predicted model, not a curated record. Lineage: Eukaryota; Heterolobosea; Eutetramitea; Acrasida; Naegleriidae.